AUGGUUGUUUUAUCAGUUGUGUUGACAAGAGUUGUGAACUGGGUGUGGCUAAAACCAAAGAAGCUAGAGAGCUACCUGAGAAGACAAGGUCUCCCUGGAACUCCUUACACGCCUCUCGUUGGAGACAUCAAGAGAGAUGCUAAAAUGUUGAUGGAGGCAAGAUCAAAAUCCAUCACACCAACGGAUGAUAUCAUCCCACAUAUCCUUCCUCUUGCCUUGAAGAUGUUCAACUGUCACGGAAGGACCUUCUUCAUAUGGAUUGGACCUACUCCAGUGAUCAUGAUAACGAAUCCAGAGCAUAUCAAAGAAGUCUUUAGUAAAAUCCAGGAUUUUGAAAGCACUGUUUCAUCACCUUUGGUCAAAUUGUUAGUAGGCGGGGUAGCUAGCUAUAAGGGAGAUAAGUGGGCAAGACACAGAAGGAUCAUUAACCCUGCUUUUCAUCUCGAGAAGAUCAAGAACAUUGUCCCUGCGUUCUACCAUUGCUCCAGCGAGGUUGUGUGCCAAUGGGAGAGACUGUUUAAGGAUAAAGAGUCUUCUUGUGAGGUCGAUGUUUGGCCUUGGCUUGUGAAGCUGACUGCAGAUGUGAUCUCGCAUGCUGCUUUUGGAAGCAGCUAUAAAGAAGGACAGAGGAUAUUUGAGCUCCAAGGUGAACUAUCUUGGCUCAUUGCACAAGCGAAUAAGAGACCUUACAUCCCUGGAUUGAGGUUUUUCCCAACAAAGAGCAAUAAGAGGAUGAAUGCAAUAGACAAAGAGAUAGACACAAUACUGAGAGGUAUGGUGAACAAGCGGGACAAAGCAGAACACAAUGACUUGUUGGGGAUACUUCUUGCAUCGAGUUCAGAGGAGUCUGGAGGAAGUGGUUUGAGUGUAGAAGAAGUUUUGAAAGAGUGCAAGCUGUUUUACUUUGCAGGACAAGAGACAACUUCAGUGCUCUUGGUCUGGACAAUGGUUUUAUUAAGCUAUCACCAAGACUGGCAAACUAGGGCAAGAGAGGAAGUGAGACAAAUACUCGGUGAUGAUAAUGAUACUAAACCUGAUAUAGAUUCUCUUAGCAACCUUAAAGUGAUGAGUAUGAUCUUCUAUGAGGUUUUGAGGCUAUACCCUCCGGUAACUCAGCUUAGAAGAGCCAUCAACAAAGAAGUGAAGCUAGGAGAGCUUACACUUCCAGCUGGAGUUAAAAUUUACAUACCAACUGCUAUUGUUCAUCGCGACACCGAGCUUUGGGGGGAAGAUGCAGGGGAGUUUAAGCCGGAACGUUUCAAAGAAGGGAUCUCAAAAGCAACAAAGAAUCAGGUCUCUUACUUCCCCUUUGGGUGGGGACUAAGGAUCUGCAUUGGUCAGAACUUUUCUCUGUUGGAGGCUAAGAUGGCAAUGGCUUUGAUUCUGCAGAGAUUCUCCUUUGAGCUUUCUCCUUCUUAUGUUCACUCGCCUCAAAUAGUUAUGACCACUCGUCCUCAGUUUGGAGCACAUCUCAUCCUGCACAAGCUCUGA
Molecule: messenger RNA, 1491 nt
Organism: Eruca vesicaria subsp. sativa (arugula)
Lineage: Eukaryota; Viridiplantae; Streptophyta; Magnoliopsida; Brassicales; Brassicaceae
Source: the annotation of a GenBank genome assembly